AUGUCUUUUAAUGAUCAGCAGUGCAAGCAGCCAUGUGCACCCCCUCCAUGCCUUCAAAACACCCAGGAGGUGUGCCAGGCAAAGGCUGAGGAGGUAUGCCUGCCCCAAAUUCAGGAUCCCUGCCAAGAGAAAUGCUCAGCUCAAGUUCAGGAGUUACAUCUUCCUCAGUGCCAGGAGUUAAACCAAGGAAGCUGCCUACAGCAAGGCCAAGAUCCAUGUCUAUCUUCAUGCCAAGGUCAAGCCCCACCUCAGUGUGUAGAGGCAUGCCAGGAGCUAUCCCAGACGAAAUGUGUGGAAGUUUUCCCACCAAAAUCCCAAGAGAAGUGCUCACUCCCUGGCAAGGGAAAGUAG
Chrysochloris asiatica (Cape golden mole) is the source of this 351-nucleotide messenger RNA. It is a transcript of the gene PRR9, whose product is annotated as proline rich 9. The transcript has a single exon. Bases 1 to 351 code for a protein of 116 amino acids. NCBI's taxonomy places the organism in Eukaryota, Metazoa, Chordata, Mammalia, Afrosoricida, Chrysochloridae. The record is from RefSeq and is a predicted model, not a curated record.